Molecule: messenger RNA, 4825 nt
Organism: Belonocnema kinseyi
Lineage: Eukaryota; Metazoa; Arthropoda; Insecta; Hymenoptera; Cynipidae
Gene: Liprin-alpha
Product: liprin-alpha-1
Exons: 21
Coding region: 915-4460 (1181 amino acids)
Biological process (GO): synapse organization
Cellular component (GO): presynaptic active zone
Molecular function (GO): protein binding
Source: RefSeq, a predicted model, not a curated record
GGCUUUCUAAAAUAGCGUGUAGCCCUAGCAGUAGAGUAGCCAAACUGGACUAGAAUGUUGUAGGUGUGUCAAUGCCGGCCUUUUCGAGAGGAAUUGUGAUUUAUAAUUGUGUAUUUCACACAUCAAUUGUCGAAUAGUGUAGGCACAUUCAUGUAUGUACUUUAUGCGCACGGUGGCAUUGAUUUUUGAAGUGCAAAUCCAGUUCAGUGAUCAAAAACAACUGAGGACAAGUUCGACUGUCUAAAGAUAUGUACAUGCGACUUACCCUUCAUGCAUUAGUUCAAUUUCCAAUAUUUCAGUACAAUUUAUGAGUGCUUGUACUGUGAAUAUGAAUUGAAGAAUCAUUAAUUCGCAACCGCUGGAAGUCAUUGUGUCUUGUUAAACUAAAUUUUUGGACAGUUCUUAUGUUUCGGAAGGAGUGGAUUUCCUAAAUAAAUGACGGAUUGGCCGGUUUUUUCUAGCAGCUCAUGAUUACGGGACUACGAGAAUAGUAUUAAUUUAUUCGAGAUUGACUUUAAUAUUGCCUGCUGGUCUUUUUAUAUCAAUUAAUACCAUGAUAUACAUUAUGUUCAAGCUCGGUCAACGGAUCUGCUGACUAUGUUAUGACAGAUGGUGGAGUUCAAUAUACAGAUCAUACACUCAUAAUGAUUUUAACUUGAAAUUAGAGAAAUUCGUACAUGAAAAAAUAUUAACUACAUAAGAAUAUUCUAUGAAAAGCUUUAGAAGAUUGAAGAAUCACUUAAAUCGACUAUCGUCCCUACUGCUUCUUCAAUACAAAAUUGAGAAAAGUUUGACGUAACAUUUUUCACAGAUUCUAGCGUGGCAGUGCAAGACAAGCUUAAUCUAGAAUGUAAAAAUCAUCGGCUAAGGCAUCGAACUAGAGUGGAGUGCAGCAGGAAAAUAGUUCUCACAAAAUGUGGAAUAUGAUGUGUGACGUGAUGCCAACCAUUGUCGAAGACAGCAUCAGUCAACGAAGUUCUCAAUUUUCUGGCGAAGAUGCCAAUUUUGAGCAACUUAUGGUAUCCAUGCUAGACGAGAGGGAUAAAUUAAUGGAUUCUUUGCGCGAGAGUCAAGAAAGGCUUCAAGAAGCAGAGUCACGUCUUCAGGAACUUGAAAAAGAACGAGAUGCGCUUAAUCGGCAAAUAACUGCAAGUGUUCCUCAGGAAUUUUCUCAAUUGACGAAAGAGCUGACGUCUGCCCGUGAGAGUAUUUUGGAGAGAGAAGAAGAAAUCUCGGAGUUGAAAGCAGAGCGAAAUAACACUCGGCUCUUGCUUGAACACUUGGAAUGCUUGGUCUCACGACAUGAAAGGUCACUGCGUAUGACAGUUGUUAAAAGACAAGCUGCAGCACAAUCUGGUGUAUCGUCUGAAGUCGAGGUAUUAAAAGCACUAAAAAGUCUAUUCGAGCAUCACAAAGCUUUGGAUGAAAAGGUUCGAGAGAGAUUACGUAUAGCACUUGAUAGGAAUACAAGUUUGGAAGAAGAAUUGACACAUACCAAAGAAGAGCUUCAAGAAUAUAAAAUAAGUGGAUGUUCACCGAAAGCUCUGGAAGAUAGACCCAGGGAAAACGGCCAAACAGACGAUAGUCAACAUCAAACUAAGAAUGCAGAGUUGAAUACUUGGCAGCGCAGGGUUGCAGAAUUAAAUGCACGAGUAGCAGAGUUAGAAGAAAACUUGUCCAAGGCCCAAAAGGACUUUUUAAGAUCUCAAGAAGCUAAUGCGAAAUUACAGAGAGAUUUACGAGAAAAUGUUGCACAAAAAGAAGACCAAGAAGAAAGAAUCGUCACUCUUGAGAAACGAUAUCUUAAUGCUCAAAGAGAAUCCAUUAGUUUACAUGAUUUAAAUGAAAAGUUAGAACAAGAAUUGCAGCAUAAAGAAGCUCAGCUUAAGUUGCAAGAAGAAAAAAUUUGUGCUAUUCAGGAAAAAUUGGAACUGGCAGAACAAAAACUGGCUCAGUAUGCAAAAUUACCGGAAAUGGAAGAACAGUUAAAGCAGAGAAUGGAGGCUCUGACCCAGGUGAGGAGGCCCAACCAGGUUCAGGAAAGACACGGAAGUGCGGAAGACAGAAUUCAAAGAUUGGAAACUCAACUAGAUGAAAAAAGUGCAGAAGUAAUGCGUCUCAAUCAACGACUUAAAAUGAAUGAAGAACAUAAUACUAGACUUAGUGCUACUGUGGACAAGCUUCUGUCAGAAUCAAAUGAGAGGUUACAGGUUCACCUUAAAGAAAGAAUGAAUGCGUUGGAAGAAAAGAACGCUCUUCAACAAGAAUUGGAAAGAACAAGGAAAAUAACAGAAGACUUGCAAAAUGAAAAAACGGAUUUAGUGAAAGAGUUAGGAAAGACACGACUUGAAAUUGAUAGUAUUAAAAGACAGAUGCUUCAGCAAGAAAUUGCUUUUAAUAUCCAACAGACAGAUGCUUUGACGAGAAGUCUCUCACCAAAUGCAGUAGACCAGGCAUCUUUCUCCAGAAGUACAAGUCAUGGCAGUUUUGAUACACAUUCGUUACCUAGGAGAAGCGGUAGAAGAUCUAUUGAUGACGAAUCAUCGAAGGGGUAUGCAGUCAGAACUUUGGCUGAACAAGAGUGGGAGAAGUUACAACAAGCCCACGUUCUUGCAAAUGUUCAGCAAGCGUUUGAUGUUUCCAGUGAUGCUGAGGGCGAUGGCGACAACGAAAGUAUUUUUAGUUCAGCCGAUGUAAUUAGUUCAACUGGCCAUACUGAUACGCAGCAACUUGCAAUGAUGCUGCAAGAACAGUUGGAUGCUAUCAAUAAUGAGAUUAGACUGAUACAGGAAGAAAAGCAAAAUACUGAAGCAAGAGCAGAGGAAUUGGAAUCAAGAGUGGGCAGCUUAGAACAUAUGAAUUUAUUAUCAAGAGGGCGAAGUCUGGAUCGCACUUCUCCUCCUUUAAGUGGCCGGUCUACGCCAAAAUCACAUCACAGUCCUAACAGAGACUAUUUGCACAAGUACCAUACGGCACCAGCUUCAAUGUCACCAGCACAUCUUCAUCAAUAUGCUGCGUCUUUGAUUAGCCCAGGACAACUAUCGGAAUCUCUCCCUGCAAGUCAGUUGCAGCUUUCUGGCGAGGAGUUACAUUCAGUCAGCGAGAGAGAUAGCGGAGCUGGAAUCGGAAGUGGCAGUGAUAUUGCCUCACCAUUAACAGCUAGGUCGCUGAGGCUAGAACGAGUUGUUCAAGCGUUGGCACAUAGUCAAGAAGAAUUAAGAAGGCAUGGACAACACAACAAUGGUAUACUCAAUUCUGGAACUCCUCCUUCUCCACUAUCUUCACGUCAUAGCAGUCAGGAUAGUUUGUACAAGAAUAAUUUCAGUACUGGACUUCCGACAGGACUGUUAUCGAGUUCGCAUUUACAUAUGCCAAUGAAUUUGAGUCCAGUUACAGCAGCUACAGUUGCAGCAGCACAAAAGAAAAAGGGUAUUAAGAGCAGUCUUGGCAGAUUCUUCAGUAAAAAAGAAAAGAUAAAAGGAAAAGAUGCGAUUAUGCCUGGUGACCUUCCGGGUAUGGGAGGAUUAAGUUCGUUUGGAGACACUGAUUAUGGCGAAAACGUCUCAAUUGCCGGGACUCUUGCUGGCAAAAGCGACUUUGACCGUAGAAAAAAGAAAAGUAUGUUGGAUUCGUCUCGACACGAAUUAUUAGCGGAAGCCAUGAAAGCUGGCACACCUUUCGCUUUAUGGAAUGGACCAACAAUAGUUGCCUGGCUAGAGCUAUGGGUAGGAAUGCCUGCGUGGUAUGUUGCAGCUUGUCGAGCAAACGUUAAAAGCGGAGCAAUCAUGAGUGCACUAAGUGAUACGGAGAUACAACGUGAGAUUGGAAUCAGCAAUCCUCUACAUCGACUGAAACUGAGACUGGCUAUUCAGGAGAUGGUAUCAUUAACCAGUCCAUCGGCACCGAAAACUUCACGUACAACUUUAGCAUUCGGGGAUAUGAAUCAUGAGUGGAUCGGAAACGUUUGGCUACUAAGUCUUGGCUUACAACAAUAUCGGUCUACUUUCAUGGAGUGCCUUGUAGACGCCAGAAUGCUAGACCAUCUUACUAAAAAAGAUCUUCGAGGACAACUCCGAAUGGUUGAUAGUUUUCACAGAACAAGCUUGCAGUAUGGUAUCUCCUGCUUGAAAAGGCUUAAUUAUGAUAGACAUCAAUUGCAAGAGAGAAGACGCAUAGCGGAGGGGAAAAACAUCGACGUUAUUGUUUGGAGUAAUGAUCGUGUGAUUAGAUGGGUGCAGUCAAUAGGAUUAAAGGAAUUUGGAAAUAAUCUUCUGGAAUCCGGCGUACAUGGGGCUCUUAUAGCUCUUGAUGAAAGUUUUGAUGCCAACAGUUUUGCUCUUACGUUGCAAAUUCCGACACAGAAUACACAGGCAAGACAAUUAUUGGAUAUGGAGUUCUUGAAUUUGCUCACGAUAGGAACUGAAAGAAGAAUUGUGGAUUCAAGUAACUUGAAAUCUUGAUCAAAUUCAUCGAGACCUGUACACCUCCUACCACAUCAUGUCUAGUCCAGAACCCCAGCUACUAAUACUAUCUGUUCGCGAGUGUCAUUUAAUGACAGUAAGAGCUUUAUGUAUCACUUUUAAAGGCAUCUUCUUAAAAAUACCCUAGCCUGGCAAGUGGUGGUGUAAAAGUGGUAUUGAUAUGAUAUUAAUGUCUCGAAUUGGUUUCAUACUCGCACAGUGAAGUUUUAAACAUUAUGCAGGAAUGAAGUGUGACGUGUGGAAUGCCAUGUGCCAUAAUAUUUCUUUGUAAAAUAGUUAUUUAAAAAAGCAUUGUACAGAGAUGGAAGCAUAACGUUCCAUGUUCGCCGAACAUUCUUCUGACA